UUUAAUUGUUAAGAUUAUCUGUUAUAUUGGAACGGUUUUGGUCCAUAGACCCAUUUAUUUUAAUAGGACUUUCUAUCAAGGUUUGGUCUCAGCACUGGUAGACACACACUGACUGACACUAUCGCCUCUCUAGGAGCAAAUAUGAUGUUUGCAAGUAACGUGAGCUUUAUAUCCCCCCGUUUGUCAGGCAGGCACAUCGGAAUGAUCUACAGUAACAUGACUUCACUCCAAAGACAAUGCGCACGGGUUUGCUCAAAUAUUGGUUUGGGUUUCACCCUUUGUUGGCAUGAAUGUGAUGGGCGGAACUCUUCUAUCGCUACCGUCGUUUUGAGGGACACACGAUCAGCUAGACACCUGCCUGUGUUCCACUCAAAGCGUUCCGGGUACCGGAACUGGACAUAUUCAUAUAUUGUGCUGGUGGAUGAUUAAAUAUGCAGUGGUGUGUUUUUAAAGUCACAAUUUCAAGAGCGUCUGUCUAAGAAGCAGAUGUGAUCCUUCUGAGGCUGUGGACUGACUGACCCUGUCCUGGUUGAACUGCAGGCUUAGUGAGUGACAGCAGAGCAAGAUGUCAGACAGUGGGAACCAGUCAUGUCUGAUGGGAGCAGAGGACACAUUCUCCCUCCUGGUGUGCGUGUUUCAUGCCUGCGAGGAAUGGGCAGGCCUUGGGCAGAUGGAGGACUACCUGAGUGUUUUGGAGUACCUGCUGUGGGUCUUCACCCCUCUGGCCAUUGUCUUCAUUUUGCCAUUUCUCAUCGUCAUCCUCCUUUAUUUGUCUAUACUCUUUCUUCAUGUCUAUAAGAGGAAGAAUCAGCUGAGGGAAGCUUACUCUAACAACCUGUGGGAUGGAGCCAGGAAGACCCUGGCUACCCUGUGGGAUGGACAUGGAGCCAUAUGGCAUGGCUAUGAGAUCCAUGGGAUGGAAAAAAUCCCUGACAAAGGACCGGCACUGAUAGUGUACUAUCAUGGAGCCAUUCCUAUUGACUACUACUACUUCCUGGCCAAUGUUAUCAUUCAGAAGGGACGGACCUGCCACUCUAUAGCUGACUACUUCAUCUUCAAGGUCCCAGGUUUUAAGUUACUUUUGGAGGUGUUCAGUGUGUUCCAUGGUCCCCAGGAAGAGUGCGUGCGGGCUCUGAGGAAUGGUCACCUGUUGGGGAUUUCUCCAGGAGGAGUUAGAGAGGCUCUGUUCAGUGAUGAGACCUACCCUCUUCUCUGGGGCAAACGCAAAGGCUUUGCCCAGGUCGCCAUCGACGCUCAAGUACCAGUAAUUCCAAUGUUUACUCAAAAUGUGCGGGAAGGCUUCAGGUCUCUGGGAACACUCAGAUUUUUCCGCUGGCUGUAUGAGAGGUUUCGUCUCCCUGUAGCCCCUGUUUAUGGUGGAUUUCCAGUGAAGUUUCGGACCUUCCUUGGUGAUCCCAUCCCUUAUGACCCCAACAUAAAUGCAGCAGAGCUGGCAGAGAAAGUACAGCAGGCAGUCCAGUCUCUGAUAGACCAGCACCAGCAGAUCCCAGGGAGCAUCCUGAGAGCCUUGUUGGAGAGAUUCCACACCAAACACAAAGGCCAUUAACCUCAGCAGAAUAACAAGAGACAAACUGCCCAGUGGAUGUGACUAUGCAGAUAACUGCUUGCAAUGGUAGACUGUAACAGCAAACUGAGUUUUUACAUCUUCAGUUUCACUCGACAGUGAGGUAACUGUGGAACACACUCUGAUUCCUGGGAUCAGACUGCAGGGUCAGUCUAGAGUCUCAACAGGCAGCGUUGAACCAUCUCUUGGUCAUUUGUGAAGCUGUAGUUUAUGUUUAUGUCUUCACUUAUACUAUAUUGUAAGGUGCUUCUAUUAUUUUGUCCAUAGUUGCACCAAUUAUGUGUUGAUAUUUCUAAUAUAACUGACUUUUU
Monopterus albus (swamp eel) is the source of this 1896-nucleotide messenger RNA. It is a transcript of the gene tmem68, whose product is annotated as transmembrane protein 68. NCBI's taxonomy places the organism in Eukaryota, Metazoa, Chordata, Actinopteri, Synbranchiformes, Synbranchidae. Gene Ontology annotation, cellular component: membrane. The record is from RefSeq and is a predicted model, not a curated record. The coding region runs from base 566 to 1567 and encodes 333 amino acids. The transcript has 10 exons. Gene Ontology annotation, molecular function: acyltransferase activity.